AUGGAGGAGAGCCUUAUAUUUACAAAGAUUUACCACGGUGGAAUCUUAUCUGAGAUAUCUGUCCCUACUUAUGUUGGAAACUGUGUGUCUGCACUCAGGUAUAUUAUUAAGGACCACUUUUCCAUUUUGGAACUACUGUAUUAUACUAAAGAAUUAGGGUAUGAAACUGUUAGAGAUGAACCCUUACUUGACACUGAGGGACCUAGAGGCUAUCUAACUAAUGUUGGUGGUGAAGGUGUUGAUGUUGACCUUGGUGAAGAGGGUGAGGCUGUUAACUUAGGUGGAGAAGGUGAGGCUGUUGACAUAAGUGGAGAAGGUGAGGCUGUUAACCUUGGUGGUGAGGGUGUUGAUGUUAACAUUGGUGAAGAGGGUCUUGGAAUGGUCUUUGAGGGUGCAAAUCAGUUCAGGAAAGCAGUGGCAGAUUAUGCUGUAGAGUACAGGAGGCAGAUAAAGUUAAGACCUAAUGAAAAACAUAGAGUGAGGGUGAAGUGCAAAAAUGCUAACUGUAAGUGGUUGUUAUAUGCUUCCAUUCACAGGGACUCAGGUGAUUUCAUUGUGAAGAACUAUCAUCCUGUUCACAAGUGUAUUCCAUUAAACAGGAACAAGUUGUGUAAUUCAAAGUUAAUUGCUAGAAAGUUUAAGGACAGAAUUGUGUCUCAACCAUACAUAAGGAUUUGGGAAAUUCAAGAUUUGGUUAGAAAGACAUUGGGUCUUUAUGUUGGUAAGACUCUUUGUUACAGGGCUAAACAGAGGAUUAUGAAGGAAAACAUGGGUGGUUGGAAAGUGGAAUUUGCCAGAUUAAGUGACUAUGCAGAUAUGAUCAAACAAACCAAUCCUGGAAGCUCUUGUUGGGUAAAAAUUGAUAAGGAAAUUGAACCAGGAAAGAACCUUUUUGUGUAUUUUUAUGUGUGCUUUCAUGCAUUUAAGCAAGGAUGGUUGGAGGGGUGUAGGAAUAUAAUUGAAUUUGAUGGUUGUUUUCUUAAGGGAGUUUGUAAAGGUGAGCUAUUAGUUGCUGUUGGAAAGAAUGGGAACAAUCAAAUGUAUCCCAUUGCCUGGGCAGUUGUGGAUACAGAAACAAAACAUAGUUGGAGCAGGUUCAUAAGGUAUUUAAUUGCUGAUCUAAACUUGGGAACUGGUGAAGGUUUGACUGUAAUGUCAGAUAUGCAAAAGGGACUUAUUCCUGUCUUGUCAGAGUUGUUACCAAAUGCUGAGAAAAGGAUGUGUGCUAGACAUAUAUGGAGUAACUGGCAUGUGAACUGGAAAGGAGAAGAAAGAAGGAAACAGUUUUGGAGAUGCUCAAAGGCCUCCUUUUGA
This is a messenger RNA of Solanum stenotomum, 1314 nucleotides long. RefSeq lists its product as uncharacterized. The transcript has 4 exons. The record is from RefSeq and is a predicted model, not a curated record. Bases 1 to 1314 code for a protein of 437 amino acids. Lineage: Eukaryota; Viridiplantae; Streptophyta; Magnoliopsida; Solanales; Solanaceae.